This is a messenger RNA of Lodderomyces margitis, 993 nucleotides long. RefSeq lists its product as uncharacterized. Lineage: Eukaryota; Fungi; Ascomycota; Pichiomycetes; Serinales; Debaryomycetaceae. The transcript has a single exon. The coding region runs from base 1 to 993 and encodes 330 amino acids. The record is from RefSeq and is a predicted model, not a curated record.
AUGACCAGUGCAUCCUACUCAGCAAUUCUUGAGGAGGAGAUCGCCCAUGUUCAAGGACUACUAGAUUCAGUUCCAUUUAGUUCAGACCGCACGACGCAGUUUCUCAAUGUUUACAAAAUAUAUCAUCAAGAUCUCAUCAAGUUGAAUGAUGAGCCAUACAAAUUCCCCAUCGAAGCAAGUAAACUUUUGAAACUAAAUAUCUCGCUAGGCAACUUACUCAAAGCGUUACAAAUGGAUGAAGAUAUUUAUAAACAACAGAAUUUACAACAGAAGCGAUAUUUAAACAAAUUGAAUAGUAUACAAGAACGAAGAUCGGCGACACCAACAGCGUUAAAAGACGAAGCUUUGCGGCAGUCCACUCCUGAUCAAUCAGUCAAACAUGUGAUAAACUCAGGUCAAGUAACACAAUCACUACAGCCGCCAUAUCAAGUGCGUUUCGUCAAAAAUAUGGUGACCAUUCUUAAGAAUUUUGAUAUCGACGUGCCCGUGAAACAAGCACCACAGUAUAGUCGCGAUAGUACGACCUCAUCAUUUGGAUCUGCUCCACAUACCCCAAAACGCAUGGUGUCAAAUGGUAGUACUAGCGGGGCCCUAUAUACAGCAAACACAUCUCCCAUUAAGUUAAAUUCGAAACAAUUACUUAUCGAGAAAUUGGAAAUUAAUAUCAAGUUGGAUAACUUGUUUAUAUAUAAAAUCACAUUCAAGUUGAUUUUGGAGAUUUAUCAACGGUUGCAACAGAGCAUCCAGGGUGAAACAAGUGUAACAUCUUCUCCAUCCAAGGUAAAAAAUGAUGACGAGUCGUCAAUCUUCUCGGGAAUUUCAGCAAAUUCACAGGAUUCAAAUAUGGGCAAUGAAGAGUAUUUAAAGUAUGUAAACAACUUGCUACGUCGUAUUAGCUAUGGAAUUACUCAGCCGUUUGUUGCAUUGAUUUUUCGAGAAUAUGUUGAGCAGCAAAUCAGUGGUGACUUUGCUCAAUUGGUAAAUACUCUAUAG